CUGGGUACUGGCGGUGGAGAAUUCGUGCACAGGACUCGACGAUUACUUCGUGAUCGCGGACCUUCUUCUUUACAGUUUGUUGGAGAUUCCAUAAUGAAGACAUCUCAGUUAUAUCUUGCUGUUUACAACUUCCUCCAAGUUCUAGGAUGGGGCUAUAUACUCGUAAAAACUCUAUGUGGACUAGCAGAGGGUAAGAGCUGGCCAGAGCUCUACUUCAGCGUAGAAACUGCUGUUAAAAUUUUCCAAACUGCAGCCAUUCUUGAGGUUAUUCACUCUCUUAUCGGAAUCGUUCGUUCACCUUUCGGAACUACUUUGAUGCAAAUCACUAGCAGAGUUAUGCUUGUAUGGCCAAUCCUACACACUUGUCAAACCGCAAGCCAAAGUUUGGGAGUCCCUCUACUUCUUAUCGCUUGGUCAAUUACCGAAGUCAUCAGAUACUCUUUCUACGCUUUGAAUUUGUUCGAUGCCGUCCCUCACUUCCUUAUUUUCUUGAGAUAUACAACAUUCAUAGUCUUGUAUCCAAUGGGAGUUACUGGAGAACUUUUGACUCUUUUCGGAGCUUUACCAGAGGUUGCUCAAAAGAAGUAUUAUACUUUGGAAAUGCCGAAUGCUCUGAACAUCGGGAUCGAUUUCUGGUGGGUUUUGGUCAUCGCUGCUCUAACUUACAUCCCAGGAUUCCCUCAACUUUACUUCUACAUGUUCGCCCAAAGAGCAAAAGUCUUAGCUCCCCAAAAGAAGAAAGAUUAA
Auanema sp. JU1783 is the source of this 747-nucleotide messenger RNA. The record is from the annotation of a GenBank genome assembly. Lineage: Eukaryota; Metazoa; Nematoda; Chromadorea; Rhabditida; Rhabditidae.